AUGGAUUUCCAGUUGAAGGCGGUACCGGAAGAAAUUAUCCUGAAGAAGGUCACAGGAAGGCGAGAGAAGGUUAAUCGAGCUAAUCUUCUCAAUGUGGACAACAAGAACUGGCAGUCAAUCGUUUGCCGACGAUGUGACUCUCUCAUACUUUUUGAGGACAAAGUAGACCUUCUGGAAGGCGGCUACAAGGCCAAGCUCCCAAUAAUGACUCCUGGUGCUAAAAAUACGACCGACACCGAGGAGAUUUCAUGGUGGUGGCACUCGAAUGAUGACUUUGAUUUCGAUACGAUUGGCUAUGCUAUGCCCAUGGUGGACGGUAAAAAGAUCCUGGUCUGUGGAGACUGUGAAUUUGGACCUAUUGGACUACGAAGUCCUGACGCAAAAGAAUUUUGGCUAGCUGUGGAAAGAGUCAGCUACGCAGACAAGCCAGCACCCAAAGGACACAAGAUACUCCCAAUAAUGACUCCUGGUGCUAAAAAUACGACCGACACCGAGGAGAUUUCAUGGUGGUGGCACUCGAAUGAUGACUUUGAUUUCGAUACGAUUGGCUAUGCUAUGCCCAUGGUGGACGGUAAAAAGAUCCUGGUCUGUGGAGACUGUGAAUUUGGACCUAUUGGACUACGAAGUCCUGACGCAAAAGAAUUUUGGCUAGCUGUGGAAAGAGUCAGCUACGCAGACAAGCCAGCACCCAAAGGACACAAGAUAGUUCCAAGAAAAGCGAAAAAGGCGUCGACCUGA
Messenger RNA from Ostertagia ostertagi, 738 nucleotides. The record is from the annotation of a GenBank genome assembly. NCBI's taxonomy places the organism in Eukaryota, Metazoa, Nematoda, Chromadorea, Rhabditida, Trichostrongylidae.